CUGCCAGUUGACUACAAACCCCUCCCGACGGACAGAAAUUUCCUUUUCAACUCCAAGCAUUCUGCAGUCGUCAACGCCUUGAUCGACGCUAAAACCCCUAAAUUAGUCCGAGUCGUCAACCCUUCCAGAGGAACAAUGACGAUUCCGAAGCAUUUCCACGUCGGAGAGAUCAACGAGAACACCAACAGCGGUUACUUCGCAACCACCUGGGGAAAAGCGAUGAAGGUUUUGACGGCAGCUAUAGUGGCUGCGUCAUUGUUUAGCCCAGCAGCUGCCUCCGCAGCGGCUGUGACAAGCGUCCAGCCGCUUGUUAACUCUGCAUUUCAUGCUCUCAACUCUGGUUUUCCAAUUAUGGACUCCGUACCAACCGUCGGCGUUAACAUGACUGACAUCUGCUUUCACGCGCCGCCCGUUUCUUCGAAAUUCGAAAUGACUGACCUGAUUCGUGGCCUAGCCACGGGAAACAUCUCCCUCGACACUCCUCCAUACCUCCCCAACUCAGCGAACAUCACACCCUCUGGCAUUACAGGCAUACCUAUUAGCGACUUUGUCUAUAACAUCAUCGAGCCUACCACCGCCCCUAUCCCCGUCGAACAGCCCAGCGUCCCCGUUGAGCCAGACCCCGAUAAAGCCGAAUCACUACCUCCAAGCAUAGAAAAACACUCUACAUUGGGUCUGAAGAUGUCAGACGAUCUGCCAGAAAUGAUCAUAGAAGAGAGGGUCAGAAUACAUGACGCGGACAAGGCAUGGGAAAAGGAGCUGAAGAAAGUCGUCAAAGAGUUUCCUAAACUC
Molecule: messenger RNA, 792 nt
Organism: Lasiosphaeria miniovina
Lineage: Eukaryota; Fungi; Ascomycota; Sordariomycetes; Sordariales; Lasiosphaeriaceae
Exons: 1
Source: RefSeq, a predicted model, not a curated record